This is a messenger RNA of Lolium rigidum, 293 nucleotides long. RefSeq lists its product as uncharacterized. The record is from RefSeq and is a predicted model, not a curated record. Gene Ontology annotation, cellular component: mitochondrion. The coding region runs from base 45 to 293 and encodes 82 amino acids. Lineage: Eukaryota; Viridiplantae; Streptophyta; Magnoliopsida; Poales; Poaceae. The transcript has 2 exons.
CAACUGGUGUGAUCAUUGCUUGCUAUUUAGUAAGGUGUUCUUCGAUGGCUCAAUUCAUGGAUUUACGUGCAUUCAUCAUGCGUGCACGUGUCUUGAAAUUUUAUAGGCAGGCACUUCGCAUCACUCGCCGAGCUCCUGAGCACGCUCGUGAUGAGCUGAGGCAGACAGUAAGGUUGGAGAUUGAAAAGAAUCGCCACUGUGAUGAUAAGGCAAAGAUUAGGUUUCUAAUUAGUGAAGGACUACAAAGAUUAAAAGGUCUUGAUGAGAUGCUUGACAUGACAGGAAGAAAUUGA